Messenger RNA from Ornithodoros turicata, 591 nucleotides. Its product is annotated as normal mucosa of esophagus-specific gene 1 protein-like. NCBI's taxonomy places the organism in Eukaryota, Metazoa, Arthropoda, Arachnida, Ixodida, Argasidae. Bases 184 to 477 code for a protein of 97 amino acids. The record is from RefSeq and is a predicted model, not a curated record. The transcript has 5 exons.
UUGAUACAGCGGUGUGCAGUCUGAGACGCUUUCAUGCUGAUGCGGUAUUUCAUUUCCGCUGGGAAUGAGGGAUUUCCCGCUUUGUGCCAGGCGGUUGCAACGCGAAAGGUGUUUUCUGAGAUAAGCGCAUGGGAAUCUAUAUGCACAAUUUUGCCCUGAACGCACACUCUUCAGGCUCUCGGUAUGGUUCCUCGGGAGAAAAGUUCCCUCUUCGGAAUUCGUUUUCUCAAAAAACAUGUUGAGUUGAUGCCUUUGAUUGUGAUCAUGUCGAUAGCGACAGGAGGGUGUGUGUGCUUCUGCAUGUACACAUUUAUGAAGCCGGAAAUCUGGUUUAACAAGAAGACUGCACUGCCACCCUGGAUGACUCAAGACAACCAGAAAUACCACAAGCUUUUACGGGUCAAGGAGAAAUUCGGACCAGAUCCAGUGAGGGAGGAGCUCGAGAAAGUGAGGAGGGAGAUCGGCGCAGCCAAGUAACUCCUAAUCUGUCCUCAUGAAGAAGUUGCUGUAAAGGCGAAGCUGUGGCAUUAGCUGGCUUGAUAACAAUCAGUGAUUAAAUAGAGCUGCCACAGCAUGCUCCUGAUUUGCUGU